AUGCUGCUCCUGCGCCGGCCCAUCACCAGCUACUCCUUCGUCGAGGCCAGCGACCAGACGACGCUCGACGUCGGCGACGAGUCGGGCGGCAUCAUCGUCCCGCUCACCGAGAUCAUCCUCAAGUUCCUCGCCGCCGCAUACUGGCCGGCCAAGGUGAUCAGCGUCGCCCUCGAGUUCCUCCUCAACUUCGUGGCGCUCAACGGCGGCAUGCUUGGCCUUGGCAUCAUAUGGAACAUCUUCAGAUGCAAGCUUGUGAUCCCGCUGGACCGGGAGGCGCCCGACUUCCGGACGAUAAUCGGGAUGAUCGAUGGGAGGACGAAGCUGAAGCCAGCCACGCUAGAGAUGGCCGGCGGUGGCGACAUGCGGCAGCUGCAGGUGCACGAAACGGUGGUUUUUGGCGAAGCCAAUGACCUGGAGAGCGGCGGGUGCACCAUGGCGGCACUCCUCGUCCAGCAGCAGUACCUCGUCCCUGAGGUCACCGUCAUGGCGGCUAAGAUCGCAUAUGAGAACCAGGCAUAUAUUGAGAACGUGGUCAACAACGUCUGGAAGUUCAAUUUCGUGGGGUUCUACAACGGUUGGAACAAUGCAGAGUUCCUGCAUCAGGACACCACGCAGGCGUUCGUGAUGACGGACAGGGCCAAGGACGCGAGCGCGGUGGUGCUGGCUUUCCGGGGCACGGAGCCGUUCAACACCACGGACUGGUCGACGGACGUGGAGCUGUCGUGGCUGGGCUUGGGCGCCAUGGGCAACGUCCACCUCGGCUUCCUCAAGGCGCUCGGCCUGCAGGAGGAGGACCCCAAGGACCCCAAGCGCGCCUUCCCCCGCAAGGACAAGGGCGCCGCCCCCAAGGGCAAGUUCUUCGCCUACUACCAGCUCCGCGAGGUGGUCCGGGAGCAGCUCAAGAAGCACCCCGCUGCGCGGCUCAUCGUGACGGGGCACAGCCUCGGCGGCGCGCUGGCCGCCAUCUUCCCGGCGCUCCUGGCGCUGCACGGGGAGAAGGACCUCCUGGGCAGGCUGGGCGACGUGCUGACCUACGGGCAGCCGCGCGUCGGCGACAGCACGUUCGUCGACUUCCUAAGCACCGCCACCAAGGCGGCGCGCUACGACCGCGUGGUGUACCGGUACGACAUCGUGCCCCGGGUGCCGUUCACGGCGCCGGUGGCCAAGUACAGCCACGGCGGGACCUGCGUGUACUACGACGGCUGGUACGACGGCAAGGAGCUCGCCGGCGACGAGCCCGACCCCAACUACUUCGACCCGCGGUACGUGUUGUCCAAGUAUGGCAACGCGGUGGGCGACCUGGUGAAGGGGGCCUUCCUCUGGGCCAGCGCCGGCCGCGACUACCGCGAGGGCCUCAUCUCCCUGUUAUACCGUUGCGGUGGCCUGAUCUUCCCCGGCUUCGCGUCACACAGCCCACGCGAUUACGUCGAUGCCAUCCGCCUCGGACGCAUCGCGCCCAAGCAAAUUUAA
Molecule: messenger RNA, 1470 nt
Organism: Triticum turgidum subsp. durum (durum wheat)
Lineage: Eukaryota; Viridiplantae; Streptophyta; Magnoliopsida; Poales; Poaceae
Source: the annotation of a GenBank genome assembly